AUGGCGAGGAUACCGCUCGAGAUUGUAUGGCAGGUCUUUGGUUGCUGCGAAGCUCCAACGCAGUCGUCUUUCCCGCGCUGUUGUCGUGCGUGGAACACGUUUUUCGGCCCUCUUCUGUACCAGGAUAACGUCAGAUAUCAUGGGUCCUCGGCAGUUUUUAAAACCAUAGCUAGUUGUCAGGAUGACGACAUUGCGGUAAGAACUCUCCAAGCCGCCUCUAAGGCUGGUGCAGAUUUCGACUCGCCUUUGUCGAUGGCAUUGCCGGAGCUCUGCCAUGAAACUGUGUUCUCCGUCACCCCGCUGUAUCUGGCUGCGUCAACGGGCAGAGAACGGAUAGCCACCUUCCUCCUUGAGCAAAACGUCGACGUCGAUGGCGCCCCAGAUCUUCAACUACGGACACCUUUGUUCAUAGCGCUUAUGAAGAAGAACGCAUCGCUGUCCCUAACCCUCUUGCGUAGGGGGGCCAAUCUCGAGUCGAGCAGUUUCGGAAUCAACGCGCUGCACCAAGCUGCUGCUGCUGGCCUCAAGGAAGUCGUCAGCUAUCUCGUAGAAGAGAGAGGGAUGGACAUUAACGCAGGCGACAGAAACGGCGAUACGCCACUGAUCCACUCACUGCUUUCGACUGCUCCGGCGGACAUUAUAUCGCAUCUCAAGCGGCACCAUGCUGAUGUCAAUAAGCCGACAACCAUCGAAGCGUGGCACGUGUCACCACUUAGCCUGGCUUGCGAGGAAGGCUUGUUUGGUGUUGCCCAGAGCCUCUUGAGAGCUGGGGCGGACGCGACAGGCGGGACGGAUCGUUUGGUCCCUGGCGCUGACCUCCAUUUGGGGCAUUAUGUGCAGUAUCCGCUCGAGCUGGCUUUGUUUGCUCAAACGCGACGGGGAGACGGCAGGACGUUGCUCGAGAAGAGGGAACUUCUAGAAAAGCUGCUUGCGGCAGGGGCGGACCCAAAUGUGACAGUCUGCAUCUCGGCACGUUCCAACUGGACCGGUCCGCUACUGAUGAAGCUGGUCCGUUCGAAGCAAAGAUGGGCCACUGAUUUCCUACUCUCGACAGGUCGUGUUGAGAUCGACAGACGCGACUCGAGAGGGGCGACCAGCCUCACGUGGUCCCUUUCUACCAGUCACGGCGACGCUCGUAUGGCUUCCGUCCUGUUGCGAUACGGUGCACAGCCGGAAGCGAGCCAUUUGCGGAAAGUCAUAGGAACCCUACAGCUCCUGACCGCUGUGACCGACUACUGGGGGUUAAUCACCGUUUUGACGAAAGAGCCAAAGCUCCUAGCCGUAUUCCGGGCACUGUAUACCCACUGCUUCCACGCCGCUCUGAGAAGAAGAGACGCCACUGCAUCCUCGUUUCUCCGAGAGUCCCCAAGACCGGUGGUUCGUCUCGUCACAGAAAUGUGCAAGCUGAACAUCAGCUUGACCAGGACGGGGGUAUUCAAAAUGAUAAAGCUCCGGUCGGGGGGGAAUUGGCACAACGGUCCAAUCAUCCCUGGUCUAUUCUCCUAG
Molecule: messenger RNA, 1506 nt
Organism: Colletotrichum costaricense
Lineage: Eukaryota; Fungi; Ascomycota; Sordariomycetes; Glomerellales; Glomerellaceae
Exons: 1
Coding region: 1-1506 (501 amino acids)
Biological process (GO): tRNA aminoacylation for protein translation
Molecular function (GO): ATP binding; aminoacyl-tRNA ligase activity; protein binding
Source: RefSeq, a predicted model, not a curated record